Homo sapiens (human) is the source of this 1300-nucleotide messenger RNA. It is a transcript of the gene IGLL5, whose product is annotated as immunoglobulin lambda like polypeptide 5. NCBI's taxonomy places the organism in Eukaryota, Metazoa, Chordata, Mammalia, Primates, Hominidae. The record is from RefSeq and is marked reviewed. Bases 239 to 883 code for a protein of 214 amino acids. The transcript is spliced from 3 exons. Gene Ontology annotation, cellular component: extracellular region.
GUGACCGCUUCAGGGCAGUUGGUAGAUGCCCCUCUGGGAGAGAUCCCCAGGGGUGACAGCCAUGGACCCUGGAAGGGCCUGGGCUAGGGACAGGGACCAGAGCCAGUCCAGGGAGAGGACAGAGCCAAUGGACUGGGGUGUACUGUAACAGCCCUGCUGGCGAGAGGGACCAGGGCACCGUCCUCCAGGGAGCCCAUGCUGCAAGUCGGGCCAGAGGUGCCCCUGAACCUGAAGGCCAAUGAGACCCAAGACAGGCCAAGUGGGUUGUGAGACCCCUGAGGAGCUGGGCCCUGGUCCCAGGCAGCGCUGGCCCCUGCUGCUGCUGGGUCUGGCCAUGGUCGCCCAUGGCCUGCUGCGCCCAAUGGUUGCACCGCAAAGCGGGGACCCAGACCCUGGAGCCUCAGUUGGAAGCAGCCGAUCCAGCCUGCGGAGCCUGUGGGGCAGGCUCCUGCUCCAGCCCAGCCCCCAGAGAGCAGACCCCAGGUGCUGGCCCCGGGGGUUUUGGUCUGAGCCUCAGUCACUGUGUUAUGUCUUCGGAACUGGGACCAAGGUCACCGUCCUAGGUCAGCCCAAGGCCAACCCCACUGUCACUCUGUUCCCGCCCUCCUCUGAGGAGCUCCAAGCCAACAAGGCCACACUAGUGUGUCUGAUCAGUGACUUCUACCCGGGAGCUGUGACAGUGGCCUGGAAGGCAGAUGGCAGCCCCGUCAAGGCGGGAGUGGAGACCACCAAACCCUCCAAACAGAGCAACAACAAGUACGCGGCCAGCAGCUACCUGAGCCUGACGCCCGAGCAGUGGAAGUCCCACAGAAGCUACAGCUGCCAGGUCACGCAUGAAGGGAGCACCGUGGAGAAGACAGUGGCCCCUACAGAAUGUUCAUAGGUUCCCAACUCUAACCCCACCCACGGGAGCCUGGAGCUGCAGGAUCCCAGGGGAGGGGUCUCUCUCCCCAUCCCAAGUCAUCCAGCCCUUCUCCCUGCACUCAUGAAACCCCAAUAAAUAUCCUCAUUGACAACCAGAAAUCUUGUUUUAUCUCAUUUUUUUUCUCACAUAAAUUGCUAGCCUCCCCGGGGUUCUCAGUGUGGGGUACAGGGAAUUCUGCACCCAGUGUGAAAAUCACCCAAGGGAGGAGGCUCACAGCCUCCCUGAGUCAUCUCCCCAGAGGGUCCUUCCUCUCCCAGUCACCCCUUCUCCAACUCUCCACUGUACCCCUGAGCUACCAGUCUGGCAUCAGUUCAGACCAGUCCCACACCCUCCUAAAUUUUACUUCUCAAUAAAUACCUGAUCAUGUAAAACGCA